Messenger RNA from Clarias gariepinus (North African catfish), 2801 nucleotides. It is a transcript of the gene thbd, whose product is annotated as thrombomodulin. Bases 288 to 1883 code for a protein of 531 amino acids. Gene Ontology annotation, cellular component: external side of plasma membrane; membrane; extracellular matrix. The transcript has a single exon. Gene Ontology annotation, biological process: cell migration. The record is from RefSeq and is a predicted model, not a curated record. Lineage: Eukaryota; Metazoa; Chordata; Actinopteri; Siluriformes; Clariidae. Gene Ontology annotation, molecular function: transmembrane signaling receptor activity; extracellular matrix binding; calcium ion binding.
CAGCUCGGUUAGCUGGAGCUGAGGGGGGAACGCGCGUGUCCUGGCUGCGUGCUGCUGCAGCUGUUGCGUGGCGUGGCGCGCGCGCCGGACGCUACGGGAGCGGAGCCAGGAACAGCUACUUCCUCCCAAACUCCUUCAGCACAGCGUAUAAAACCAGCGCCACAUUCACCGGAGCCGUGAGUAGCGGGACGGGACGUGUGCUCGGAACAACUAGUACGGGCAGAGAAAGAAAGAAAGAAAAAAAGGAGGAACUUUAAUCUGAACGAGAACUUCGCUGUUAGUCCGGGAUGAAGGCUUUUCUAGGAGCGGUCAUGGCGCUCGCGCUGCUCGGAGUGCAGGGGAGGAAGCCCGCCCAGGGCAACUGCGUGGAUGAGUCCUGCGUUACACUGCAUGCGGAGCGCGUGGAUUUCGACUCGGCACAGAAGUCCUGCCAGGAUGCAGGAGGGCAUUUAAUGACUGUGCGAUCAAAAAGAGCGAACAGUGUCGUCUCAGAGCUGUUGACUGGAUCUACUGGAAACUUUUGGAUUGGUCUGAAGUACACGAGGGAGUCAUGCUCUACUGAGGAGCCCACCCUGGAUCUGAAAGGAUACACAUGGAUCACUGGAGAUGCAGCAACUAAUUUCACUAACUGGAAAAGCCUGGAACGCGUCUGCUCUCAGAAGUGUGUGUCCCUAUCUAAAGAGGAUUCGGCAUGGACGGAACGAGACUGUAAUCAUGCAGUUCAGGGAUACUUGUGCGAGUACGAAGUCACUACGAAGUGCCCGGGCCUCGGGCCACAAGUCCUGUACGAAACUCCUUUCGGCUUUGCGAGAGAAGAUCUCCAAGAAAUCCCCAGUACGAGCAAUGCGACCGAUCAUCUGGGAACGAAAUACAUCUGUUUAGAAGGCGAUUGGGUUAAAGCGCCUUGGAACUGUGAAGUGUAUAAAGGAGGAUGUGAACACAACUGCUCCAAGUCGUAUGAUGCAUCUGUUUGCACCUGUUUUCCAGGCUAUAAGCUUGAAAGCAACAAUGUCCGUUGUAGCAGAGCACGCAUCGACCCAUGUCUGCGAGCAAACUGUUCCCACAAAUGCGUAGCGAAAGGACAGCGUUAUGCUUGUGAGUGUCCUAAUGGAUAUGAUCUUCUGCAGGAUAAAAAGACCUGCAAGCGUAUUGACAACUGCGGCGGUGAAAGACUCUGUCCUGAAGAAAACUCCUACUGCGCCAGCACUGCCGGCGGCUUCGAGUGUCGGUGUAAGAAAGGCUUCAGGAAGGAAAAGGACAAGUGUGAAGAUGAAGAUGAAUGUUUUUCCGGGCCUUGUGAACAUAUAUGCAAUAACACUGUAGGUAGUUAUCAAUGUGAAUGCUCAGAAGGGUACAGAGUGUCAUCGGAAGACAAACACAAAUGCACGCUUUAUUGUCCGCAUUCAAAAUGUCCGGCUGCCUGUGACUAUAACAACCCUCAUCAGUGUGACUGCCCGAUUGGCUACGUGCUAGAAGAAGAUUUAGGCUCUUACAUCUGCGUUGAUAUAGAUGAGUGCGACUCACGGUCUUGUGAUCAGCACUGUAUUAAUACUUAUGGGGGAUACAUCUGUACAUGCAACAAGGGAUUUCAUGUCACUAAUAGUACCACGUGUAAUGAGACAGAGGGAAUAAGCACUACCCCAUCCAUUAUACCUACAAGCAGGAUUCCGCCAACGGAGCAAAGUCUAGUUGGAGGUAUUCUUGGGAUAAUCGUUGGCAUUGUUAUUUUAAUUCUGUUGAUCGUCUGUGUCACUCAUCAUCAAAUGAAGCGCUGUGGGAAGAUCACUACAGAUAAAGAGCAGAAAGACAUGCAUGCGUUGCAGCAAGUCACUACAGAAAAUUAUGCCAAAAAUCAAUCUGUCUCAAACGUACAUUACAUUUAAAACGGUGAAGUACUUGCACUACACUUAUGCAUUUAGCAAAGACACCCUUAUCCAGAGUGACUUACAUGUGUUUCUCAUUUAUACAUGUGAUGUUUAAGGGCUUUGCUCAAGGGAUCAACAGUGGCAGCUUGUUGGUGCUGGGGUCUGAACUGGAAAAAAGAGGCAAUGUUAUCAUGAAGAAAUUAAUUCAAAGCCAAACUCAAUUGUAGACAAUUUUUCUUUAUUUAUUAUACUGUAAGAAAGUUAUGUGAAUGUUCUGUGACCUGCCAUAACGCACAUACAUGGUAAUAUGGAAGAAAAUAUCGUAGGGACAGUUAUAUAAUAUUUAUUUAUAAAUUAGAACAAAAAUACUCAGUAAACUACGGUAAAGCUGUUGUUUUAUUCUUACAUUUGUGGUAUUAUUAUUAUUAUUAAGGCAUUUAUAUUAACGUUCUCUUUUUUAUUGAAUACAAAAAUUAUUUGAAGGAAAACUCUAAUUGCAAUUCUAAAGCAUUCUGAAUGUAACUCAGUGAUUUUAACCAUUUUAAUAUGAAUAUUGGAGGGUGAAUUCUCUCCUUUUAAGCCAUCAUAGAUGUUCAGAUGUUCUUUACCUCCAUUCUACAUGAAUCCAUGGAAAUCUCUAGUAUCUGAAUCACAUGCUCAAAUAUGCAGCAUGAGGGCAAAAGACAGCGACGAAUGUUUCAGUUGGUUCAGUACUGUGUAAUGUACAAUAGCAUUUUAAAAUCAGAAUGUCAAACUUUUAGCCAUAACCCAUUUCUUUUGAAAAACAUGAAGAGGAUCCUUUAACUUGUGUGUGGAAAUUAAUUAUGUAGAAGAUUUCAUUUUUUUUUAAAGAAGAUGGAUAUGGCUUUACUUUAUGUAAAAGAAAAUAUAAAGGACUAAUAAUACAUUAAUACAAUUAAAUUUCUGUAUAUUUUA